Molecule: messenger RNA, 4628 nt
Organism: Anopheles cruzii
Lineage: Eukaryota; Metazoa; Arthropoda; Insecta; Diptera; Culicidae
Gene: raskol
Product: ras GTPase-activating protein raskol
Exons: 6
Coding region: 1-4167 (1388 amino acids)
Biological process (GO): regulation of GTPase activity
Source: RefSeq, a predicted model, not a curated record
AUGUCUAAAAUGCCCAACAUUUCUGGAGAUGCGCCUUCCCGUGAUAUGUUUGCUUUGUCACGCGAACCGACAAAAAGUCCGCUUAAUUUCAUCCGCCGAACGAAUUCCAUAAAGCUAUCUCGCAGUAAUUCUUUGCUGAAAAAUCUCACUUCAAAGUGCGUUGAUAACAGUGGCGAUAGUUUUUAUCGUUUGGGAAUUGAAGUUAAAGAACUAGAUAGCGAACGGUUGUACCAAUUGCUAAAGGAAGGGAGUGUUACAGAAGACAUUUGGAGGAUAUUCUUUGUGCGAUACCAAGAAGACAAAGAAGCGGAAAACGUAACUCUUUCAGACACAUCUUAUGACAAAAGAUACCGUCGGGGAUCGGCGCCCACUACACCAGUUUUGUAUAAAAGGAUGGAGUCAAAGUCAAGGUUUACAAACUUUUUCACUAAACGGUCUUUCCGGUUAAACCAUCUGAAGCGAACUAAGUCCGUAACUAAAUUGGAACAAUCUAAACAUGGAUACGCCGGUCUCCGUGGAUCACGCUCACAUGAAAGUUUGUUGUCUAGUCCCGCUGAGGGAUUGACAGAUCUUUCGUGCAAUGGUUCAAUCGGCGUUGCGCCGGUACAUUCCUCAGUUCUCGGUCGGCGUCAUUGUUUUCAAGUGUGUAGCGAAUCACUUGGUGUAAGAUACUACAGUUGUGGCUCGCGCCAAGAGCGCGACCUGUGGAUAUACAGCUUGCGCAAGUCAAUUGCUCCAAAUGUCUUCAAUACAUAUCGCCUGGAUAACUCGCUUCAUAUGUGGAUAUAUGAAGCAAAGGCUCUGCCUCCGAAGAAACGAUAUUUUUGUGAGAUAAAUUUGGAUAAAUCAUUAUAUGGUCGAACGUCCGCGAAGCUUAGAACUGAUUUAUUGUUCUGGGGUGAAUUCUUUGAUUUUCUUGAUGUCCCUGAGCUAACGACAAUCACAGUAAAUGUGUAUAGAGAAGGAGAAAAGAACAAAAAGCGUGAUAAGCACGUACUAGUUGGUUCAGUCGAUAUUCCUAUACAGGACAUUACGACACGUAUGUUCUGCGAAGACUGGUAUGCUAUUGUAUCAGACAAACAAAAUAGUGUAAAUAAGAGCUUAUCCAAAGAACCGCUCCCAACGAUAAGAAUUAAGUGUCGAUUCCAAUCGAUCACAAUACUACCUACGGACGUGUAUCAGGAGUUUUUGGCUUUCCUCAAAGCGAACUACAAAACAAUUUGCGAGCUUAUUGAGCCUGUCAUUGGUGUAAAAGCUAAGGAAGACAUUGGGCAAGCGUUGGUGCUGUUAAUGCACGCCCAAGGAAUGGCUGCUCAAUUUCUCACGGACGUCGUUACGUUGGAUUUGCUACGAGUCGCUGAUCAACGAUUGACGUUUCGGGGCAACUCGCUGGCUACAAAAAGCAUGGAAGCAUUUUUGAAGCUGACCGGUGAGCAGUAUUUGCAAGAUACACUAUUGGCUCCAAUAGCAGAAAUCAUCGCAUCGGACAGGGAUUGUGAGGUAGAUCCUACGAAGACGAACGGCUCGUUAUUGAGGCAGCAACAAGCAUUGCGCAAUGCUGUGAAAACAGUAUGGGAGGCAAUAAUCAAUAGUACACAUAUUUUCCCAAUUCAAUUGCGCGACUGUUUUUCGACGUUUCGUGAACGACUGCAGGAUUUAGAUCGACAGGAUAUGGCAGAUAAUUUGAUAAGCGGUUCAAUAUUUCUUCGAUUUCUGUGUCCCGCCAUUCUGUCACCAAGUUUGUUCAACAUUACGAAUGAACUACCAUCAGCUCGCGUUGCCAGGAAUCUGACGUUAGUAGCGAAAACUCUGCAAACCCUGGCCAAUUUCACGCGUUUUCAGGGAAAAGAAAACUUUAUGGAAUUUCUGAAUGACUUUCUCGAGCAGGAAGCACCGUGCAUGAAACAAUUUUUGUACGAUAUUUCCAAUCAUGCAACAAAGCAGGACGACGUUCGAGCUCUUGACUUCUCAGGAUACAUCGAUCAAGGCAAACAGUUGUCUAUUCUACACAGUCUACUGUCGGACACGAUGGCAAAGCUUCAUAUCGAUAACCGCCACGAACUGUUUCCACUAACAGCGAUCCUGCAGUCCAUAACAAUGGCUAAGGAGUCCGAAGUGCAUAAUGUGCAUUUACGAGAGUUGCAGAGAAACAAGCAUACGGACCCAUAUCAACCAACCGAACAGGAUGCAAGACGCCAUGUCUUACGCCAUAAUAAUCGAGGCGAUAUACCAUUCUUGGAUCGUGCUGCUAACGACAGUCUGAAGCAUUCACAUUCAGCAUCCAGCAUCUCCAUAGCAAGUAAAUCUACACUGCAUUCCAGAGUUUCGGACAGAAAUGUCCACACAGGCGAAACACUAGUUAAGCCUUACCAAAAUCACUACCACUCGCCCGUUGUUAGUACCAGAGGUUAUGGCUCUAUCGAUAGUCAGUAUUUCCCUGCAUCCGGUGUUUCCUACUACCAACCUUCAAACGUUCUAACUAUGAGCAGCAUGAAAGACGAGAAAAUUAAAAAUCCGGCAGUAAGCUCUGGAAUUCGCGCUACCACUUUACCUCGUAACCCGUCCAGUGCGAAGCAAGAAACUGUUUUCACGUAUAGGAGUAACACAUCGCGGGAUAACGAAAAUGACAACAACGUAGAUACCGUCUCGACAUGUAGCUCCUCAAGAAAUCUAAUACGGAUUGGAUUGGACUCAAAUAGCCCCUUCAACCGGAAAAGUCCCACACCUCUGCUAAAAUCAACAUCGUCAUCGCUCCUGCAUCCGUUGGAAUUUAAACAUUGCAAUGUGGAAUGUCCUAUUGGCAACGAACCAGAUAAGAGCGAUAAUGUAUGCAUAUGCAGAAACGCGAUUGAUACCAUAGUCUCAUCUGCAAAACGGCAAUCAACUACGGAAAAGUCUAAUCCGUCCAAUAUGCCAAUGAGCUUGGAAGACUUGGAUGAUUUAAUAAAUUAUGCUGACGAACAACCUGAACGUACAAUGAACAAAGUAGUUAGAAACAGCAAUGUUGACAACCGAACUUUUCGCAAAACAGAAGAGCAGCUAUAUGACAAGCGCAGCGACACGUCUUUAGACACUAUGUAUUCAAAUAAGCUCACGUCGUAUGUGUACCCAAGCAACAAAAUACACAUAAAAAAUUACAGCCCGACGGAGCUUGCUCAAGAACAACAAAUUCAAUACUUUACCAAAAAGGUCCUUCCAGCGACAACUGUUGAUAGAACCAAAAGGUUUAAUCAAAACAUAGAAAACAAUGGCAUGGAGUAUGUUGAACACUUCGAAUAUCUUCCCAUGUCUUCCGGUUCUAACGUCCAUGAAAAUGGAAGCAACUAUGGAUAUGUGCCGCUGAAUAGUAGAAAGCAGUACCGCAGUCAUCGUAUUCAUCGCCAGCAUACCGAUAGCGACGAAGAUGUUCCUAGCGAAUCGAGCGGGGAUGAGAAACUUAAUAAAAUCAUGUCAAAUCAUCGGCAUGAGCUGGCUUCUUUAACGUCUGUAAAAACGUUGUCUUCAGCAACAGUAACCAUUGCAAGGGCGGAAAUUCAUGAAACCGACUAUAAGCUGGCCCGUGCAAGUGAUUUCCGAAGAAGCCGCAUGCCCCGAACGAACCCUAUGAUACAGUACAAAUUGGGGGAUUGUUUGGACAUCCAUCAUAGCUUACAAGACAAACAUGUCGUCAGUCAUUAUGAACGUCGCCAAUCGGAAGAAUCCGAUCGCACGAUAUCAGAAAGCCAGGCGGAUAUUGUAAGCGGUCCCUCUUCUUCCUCCUCAUCGCAACAUCAAACUAACUAUGAAAAAGAAAACACAAGUCUGUGCAAAAGUAGUAAAUCCGUUGAGCAAUGCCAAAUGGAGAUUCAACGAUUGCAAGCUUCUUUGGAUUCGAUGCGUCACAAAUUAGAAAUGUCUGAGGUGAAAGACGAACCCAAUACCGAUGUGGCAAACGUAUCCCAUCACCUUGACAGCAGUAUAAGGAGUAUAAUUGGAAGAUUGUUAUCAAUGGAAGAAGAACUACGUGAGGAGCAGCAGCAAAUGUCAUUGGCUUUAUCACUGAAACAAAAAGUUAUAGAAGCCCAAGGCCAACAAAUUGCUGCCUUAGAUGCUGCCAAUAAUCGGCUUCUAAUUGCACUGUCUAGCUUGCAAAAUCGCUACGUGAAACAGUCCAGCAUUGAAGAGUAAUUGAGUUACGAAGAUGACACACAUUGCACAAACUUUUUAAAUUACUCACCAGUAGUUGGCAAAAGUGUUAUGGUCCGAAAAAAAGAAUUCACUUUGCUUUAAGAUAAGGUUGCAAGAAAAACAUUCAUUUAAGCGAUCGGUGCUUUAGUUUGAAGCAUUUUAUGAAAAUAGUCAAGCGCGUCAAGAAAGGGACAAUCAAAACUUAAAUUUAGAAUUCACCCAUAAUGCCAAGAACACAUUACCAAGGAGGAUAUUUUUAUUUUAAAUAGAAAUUAUGGUUUAUUUUAUUUAAUAUAGCCUAAAGUGUUCAAGGUCUUACAUGUAUGCUGAUACCAAUGGAAGUAACACAUAAACUACCAGAGUUUUUAAUUUUAUUGUUCAGUGUAACUUCAAUCGCCUUGCGUAUUAUACCAUUUUGCGAUGAAAAUGUAUUUUGAAAUGAAUAAAUUUGAUACUAUAAU